GAUCUUCUCUGGAUUUAAACAGCCAUGCUACUCCAUUGCCAAAAAUCAAGUGAAGCGAAUGCAUGUAUUUAUUCCCCUCCUGAAUUUGAAGUUGGUAGCUCCGUAUAGUGACUGAAGUUUCUAAAUGAUUUUAGCAGUGGAAGUUGUGAACUUCAGAAACCUAAAGAAAUCAUCAUGAAGCUAUAUGUAUUUUUGGUCAACACUGGAACUACCCUUACCUUUGAUACGGAACUUGCUGUACAAAAUGUGGCAGAUCUGAAACAUGCAAUUCAAACAAAGUAUAAGAUUGCCAUUCAGCACCAAGUACUGGUUGUCAAUGGAGGAGAGUGUAUGGCACCAGACAGAAAAGUGUGUAGUUACAGUGCUGGAACAGAUACCAACCCAAUAUUUUUAUUCAACAAAGAAAUGAUCUUGUGUGAACGUCCACCAGCUAUCCCCAAAACUACAUUUUCAGCAGAGAAUGAGAUGGAAUUGAAAGUAGAAGAAUCUCUCAUGAUGCCUGCGGUGUUUCAUACGGUUGCGUCACGGACACAACUUGCAGUGGAAAUGUAUGAGGUUGCCAAGAAACUUUGCUCCUUUUGUGAAGGUCUUGUACAUGAUGAACAUCUUCAGCAUCAAGGCUGGGCUGCCAUAAUGGCCAACUUGGAAGAUUGUACAUACUCUUACCAAAAACUACUUUUCAAGUUUGAAAAUGUAUAUUCAAGCUAUUUGCAGUCCAUAGAUGAUAUCAAGUUGAAACUUACACACUUGGGUUCUGCUGUUUCUAUAAUGGCCAAGAUACCACUGCUGGAGUGCCUAACAAGACAUAGUUACAGAGAGUGUUUAGGAAGAUUGGAUUCUUCAGCUGAGCAUGGAGGGGCAGAAAGUGAAGAAACAGAGGACGGGAAAUCUCCUGAAUUGGUGCUUGAUUCUGAUAUAUCUAAAGUGAACAAUAAAUCAAUGUUAGCCUCAUUUUGCAAGUCAGUUGAACAUUCAGCUUUGGAAGGCACAGAUCCUGAAAAUGUAAAAGAUGAUAAGGAAUCUGGUCAAAAUGCUACUGUCCAGGACAAUGAAACAUCAGUAGAAUUGAAAGAUGAUGAUCAGCCUUCUUUCAAUGUAUCUUUAUUAGACUGGAUAAAUGUUCAAGAUAGACCUAAUGAUGUUGAAUCACUGGUCAGAAAAUGUUUUGAUUCUAUGAGCAGGCUUGAUCCAAGGAUCAUCCAACCCUUUCUGGCAGAAUGUCGCCAAACUAUCGCCAAACUAGAUAAUCAGAACAUGAAGGCUAUUAAAGGCCUUGAGGAUAGGCUCUAUGCAUUAGAUCAGAUGAUAGCAAGCUGCAGCAGACUGGUGAAUGAACAAAAAGAACUUGCUCAG
This is a messenger RNA of Nestor notabilis (Kea), 1353 nucleotides long. Its product is annotated as RB1-inducible coiled-coil protein 1-like. The annotation marks the transcript as partial. Gene Ontology annotation, cellular component: Atg1/ULK1 kinase complex; phagophore assembly site membrane; extrinsic component of membrane. Gene Ontology annotation, biological process: autophagy of peroxisome; autophagy of mitochondrion; piecemeal microautophagy of the nucleus. Gene Ontology annotation, molecular function: molecular adaptor activity; protein kinase binding. The transcript has 7 exons. Lineage: Eukaryota; Metazoa; Chordata; Aves; Psittaciformes; Psittacidae. The record is from RefSeq and is a predicted model, not a curated record.